Molecule: messenger RNA, 1323 nt
Organism: Boeremia exigua
Lineage: Eukaryota; Fungi; Ascomycota; Dothideomycetes; Pleosporales; Didymellaceae
Exons: 2
Molecular function (GO): protein binding
Source: RefSeq, a predicted model, not a curated record
UUCGUGUUCUGGGUGCACGCCACCACCCGCGCCCGGUUCGAGGAAGCGUACAGAGACAUCGCAGACCGGCUGCAGCUGCCAGGGAGGAGCGAGCCGAAGGCGAACGUGCUGCGGCUGGUCAGCGAAUGGCUGCGGGACGAGACCGACGGACGAUGGGUGAUGGUUGUAGAUAACGUGGAUGACGCAGAGACCUUCUUCCGGUCGCGGAAGCGUCAGCGAGACGAGGCUGACGCCGGCGUGCAGAUAUCGCUGGCCACAUAUCUACCGCAGAGCUGCAACGGGGCGAUACUGAUCACGUCACAGAGCAAAGACGCAGCAACUAGACUAGUGGGAGGCCACAACAAGGUCAAAGAGGUGCUGGCGAUGAACGAGGAUGAAGGCCUGCAGCUGCUUCGCAACAAGCUGCGUGAUCCGCCAAUCGAGGAGAGCGCAGUGGAGCUACUGCACGCGCUAGACUGCAUACCUCUCGCCGUUACCCAGGCAGCUGCGUACAUUAACAGGCGCACGCGCAUGACGGUUGCGGGCUAUCUCAAAGAUUUUCAAAGGAACCGAAUGAAGCGAGAGAGCCUGCUCAACUGGGACGCGGGCGAGCCGCGUCGUGACACGAGCGCGUCGAACUCGGUGGUGACGAUGUGGCAGAUGUCGUUCGAGCAGAUCCGGCAGGAGCGGUGGUCGGCGGCGGAGCUGCUGUCGCUGAUGAGCUUCUUCAACCCGCAGGGGAUACCCGAGUCGACGCUGCGGAGACACAGUAGAGAUGCAGCAGGAGCAGCUAGUGAAGAGGACAGGGAAGACGAGGAAGAGGCUAACAGUGCUUUCGAUGAGGACCUGGACACCCUGCAGGCGUACUCACUGGUGUCAAUGACUGCAGACAACGACGCAUGCGAGAUGCACGCUCUUGUGCAGUUCUGCACGCGAGUCUGGCUGUCGUCGUUCAGCAAUGGAGAGCAGUGGGAGCAAAGGUUUGUGGCGCUGACAGCGCAAGAGCUGCCCAGCAGGGAGUAUGAGAACCGGGCAAAGUGCCAGAAGCUGCUUCCGCACGUGAAGCCGCUGUCUGCCAGCAAGCCGGCUGGUGAAGAGCCGUUGAAGGCAUGGGCGCAGGUGCUGACGAACGCGGCCUGCAGCAUUGCGCAACGGAUAGCAGCAAAGGCGCUUGCUGCUAGGGAGAGCGUUUUGGGUCUCGACGAUAGACAGACACGGACUACUGCGACAAUACUAGCGCUGGUGCUGCAGGAUCAGGGCAAGUACGAGGAGGCAGAGAAGCUCAACCGGCAAGCGCUAGAAGGGCGCAAGAACGAGCUGGGAGAGCGGCACCCGACACGCUGA